Molecule: messenger RNA, 1791 nt
Organism: Penicillium verhagenii
Lineage: Eukaryota; Fungi; Ascomycota; Eurotiomycetes; Eurotiales; Aspergillaceae
Product: glycoside hydrolase family 47 protein
Exons: 3
Coding region: 1-1791 (596 amino acids)
Biological process (GO): carbohydrate metabolic process; N-glycan processing
Cellular component (GO): endoplasmic reticulum; Golgi membrane
Molecular function (GO): calcium ion binding; mannosyl-oligosaccharide 1,2-alpha-mannosidase activity
Source: RefSeq, a predicted model, not a curated record
AUGGUCCCCAAUCGCAGGGGCCGGUCAUUGACCACCGCACUUUUCCUCCUAAUCCUAGGAUAUUUCUUAUUACUUCAACUACCCUUCAGCUGUUCACCCUGGGGUUACCACCGAAAACCAACCGCAGUUAUAAAUGAAAAUAUUCGACCGGACAAUAUUCAUUUAAAAAACGCCCACAAGAUACACCCCAUUCUAGAAUAUAUCCCCUUGCCAACUAAUCCAACACCGCUUCCACGGAUUCAACACGAAUUCGAGCCAGAGGGCUGGUCAGAGCGCAGGACAAGACUUCAGAGACAAAAAGCUGUCAAGAAAUCAUUUCUCCACUCUUGGAAUGGCUAUAAAAACCAUGCUUGGCUACGAGACGAGGUCUCGCCCGUGACCGGGAAAUAUGAAGACUCCUUCAGCGGCUGGGGCGCUACCCUGGUCGACUCAUUGGAUACUCUAAUUAUAAUGGGACUCGAUGAUGAAUUGAAGCUUGCCCUGGAGGCGCUCAAGCAGAUCGACUUCUCCACAACGUUCAGCAAAGAAGUCAAUGUUUUCGAAAUCGUGAUCAGAUACAUGGGCGGAUUGAUCGCAGCCCACGAUCUGACAAACGGAACUCACCCGAUCCUCCUAAAGAAAGCAGAGGAACUCGGUCAAAUGAUCUUCUAUGCCUUCGAUACAAACAACCACAUGCCGCAGAUGCGCUGGAAAUGGGGCCGGUCCGCCAUUGGCCAGGAGAUCGAGGCAAACACCCACACCAGCUUGGCAGAGCUAGGCUCUCUGACCGUCGAAUUCACCCGUCUAACCCAAUUAACCGGCAACCCGAUGUACUACGACGCCGUGCAGCGCAUCACCAACGAGCUAGACAAAGUCCAAAUGCACACCAAAGCCCCAGGUCUCUGGCCCAACUUCAUCGACGCAUUACGCCUUGACUUCAACGGCUCCGAGUUCUCUCUUGGUGGCGGCGCCGAUUCAACGUACGAAUACCUGCCCAAGGAACACAUUCUCCUGGGCGGCCAGACAGACCAGUACAAGAAGAUGUGGGAGCGGUCUCUGGCCGCCAUCAAAAAGAACCUGCUUUUCCGCGCCGUGACCAAGGAAGAAGACAAGCAGAUUCUCUUCACCUCCAACUUGCGAAUCACAGAAGGUGGAAUAAGCCACAUCCAGCACACCUCAGACCAUUUGAAGUGCUUCAUCGGCGGCACAGUAGGCAUCGCCGCCAAAAUCUUCAACCGUCCUCAAGAUCUAUCCAUCGCGCAGGGACUCACAGACGCAUGCAUCUGGGCAUACGACUCGAUGCCAACGGGCGUCAUGCCCGAAUCCUUCCAGUUCACGCCCUGCACCGACCUGGAGGAUUGCGCAUGGGACGAGAACCAGUGGUACGAGUCUGUGCUCGGACAACCUGUCCAACUUCAACAGCAGCGCAGAGAAGCGCAGAAGAUCGUCGCCGCGGAGGUGAUCCCGCCGGGAAUGGUCGGGACCAAAGAUUCUUCGUACAAGCUCAGACCCGAGGCUGUUGAGUCUGUCUUCAUCAUGUACCGCAUCACUGGCGACAAGUCGCUUCAAGAUGCGGCUUGGCGCAUGUUCCAGAACAUCGAGAAGAUGACGCAUACGAAUUUCGGUCACUCGGCUGUUGACGAUGUCCGUGAUCUGUCUACGAGAAAGGCUGAUAAGAUGGAAAGUUACUGGCUCGCCGAGACGCUCAAGUAUUUGUACCUUAUCUUUUCGGAGCCUGACCAUGUCAGCUUGGAUGAGUAUGUCUUGAGCACCGAAGCCCACCCUUUCAAGCGACCCUCGGGCUUCGUUUAA